Solenopsis invicta (red fire ant) is the source of this 1006-nucleotide messenger RNA. RefSeq lists its product as uncharacterized. The record is from RefSeq and is a predicted model, not a curated record. Lineage: Eukaryota; Metazoa; Arthropoda; Insecta; Hymenoptera; Formicidae. Bases 242 to 670 code for a protein of 142 amino acids. The transcript is spliced from 2 exons.
UAAAAAUAUAUUUUAUUUUUAACAAAUAAUUUUUGAGAAGCACAAAGGUGCAUCAUAUUCUCGUAAAAAUUGAUUUAUAUCUUUCUAUAUUAUAUAAUUUGUUACCUUGCACAUUAAAAACUUUCAUUAUCAUUUUUUUAUAAUAACAUAAUUCGUAUACAUAUUACAUCUUAUAGAAACAAUACAAGAUGAUAUUCAAGAGGCGUUAGACUGGCUAGACAAAAAUCAAGCUCCUUGGGACAUGGUUUUAGACCAUUGGAGAAAAACUUCUGCUCAUCGAACCAAAGCUUUAAAAGAAUCAAGUGACACUAAUUUGGUGGAUAUAUUUGAAAAAUGGAAACUCUAUAAGCACGCUAGUGGACAUGAAUUAAUUAAUACUGAUUUUCAAUGCCUAAAUUUAUCCAAAGUAAAUUUGGAUAAAGAUGUUUGGUUUAAUUUUUUUGAUACUUUGCUAAAGCACGCCUCUCUUAGCUCCAAAGACGAAACAGCAAAGAUGCUUCUGGAAUCUAUGAAAUCUAAAGAUGUUUCAGACAAUGCAUUAGUGGCCAUGAGUGUAAGUUUACUCCCUCACUUGUAUCCGCCAAAACAUAUGAAAAGAAUACGGAAUAAGAGUUUCAAGCCUUCUAUUUGCCCUGUGAUAAGCAUAUCAUAUCUAUUGAACAUGCAGUAAAACAGCUAACUAAGGGAAAUACCGAAGAGGAACAAAUGGAAUGAGUACAAAGAAUUAUUUUAAUAUAAAAUGCACGAAAGAAAAUAUUUUCUUGUUUUUUUAUUACAAUAUUUAGUCUUGCGAUAAGUCACGAAAUAUAUAAUAAUAUACUGUAAACUGAAAGCGCCCGAUAUAAUAUCGAUAUAAUAUCAUUUAUUAUGUUUAUUUUAUCUUGUAUUUAUGUAGAUUUUAAGUUUAUGUUAAAUUGCGUUUCAUAGAAAAUGUUUUCUUGCUUUUUCUGCUCCCAUUUAUUCUUUAAAACAUAAAGCAUUUAUGAAUUAUGAGGUGCAAUGUAAU